UCAAAUGCACAUUUUGUGUGAUUUCGAUGAUUUUGACGCGCUUGACCCUGCCUCUGAGCUUUGCAAGAUCGGCGUUGAUGGUGAGAGUGAGGUUGAUAGAGCGACACAAGAAAGCGAAGGAAGGUUGCUAGCGUGUGCACGUUUCCGAGCCGAGCCCCAGCGUCUCGCGACGACGCUCUCUGUCGCGGCCACAACACACCAUCUUCUCGCCGCCACUGCGACCAGCGACAGCGCCGCUGCGCUCCCUCACCACAUGGACGCGAUUGGGGACAGCUUGCUGAAGCUUGCCUUGAAUUCCAAUCACCUGCGCGACUACCACAACACCGCGGAGGUGUGACUAACCUCGCCCGUACACGCGACUCUGGGAAUGCGCCACAGCCUCUCAGAUGCCCGCCACUCGACCUAGGGCCUCUUUUGAGCCCAUACCGCCCGACUUCGACGUGCGCACCUUCGUCGAGACCGCCGAAAACUUCCAGUAUGUGGACCGCAUCUCCUAUGAGAUGAUCGCCAGCAAUGGCAUGGAGCAGUUCGAGAAGCUCGUUCUCCUUCAUGUCAUCAUCGGUGGAAAACCUCUGGUCAUUGACGGCUUUGAAGAAGUACUAGAUCCGUGGACCUUCACACCGUCAUGGCUGCGUGACAACCACGGUGACAAAGUGGAGAACGCGCGCAACCUCACCGCGAAAGAAAACAUUCCUCUCACAAUCAAGCACUAUCUCAAACACUUGACCAAGCUCACAGAUCAGUUCUUCGACAAUCGGGACAGUUACAGGGACAAAACUCGCCAGCGUAUCUACCUGAAGGACAUCGAUUGCCCGCAAGUCUGGCAAGACAAACUCAAGGACCACAUCCCCCCUGGUCUCUUCUACCUCAACGAGAGUACUGGCGAGGUUGAUGGGGCUGGUGCGCUGGAGGACUCCACCGGGCGCAGAAGUCGCGGCAUCGGUCGUGCUGGCGAUUUGAUGAGCAGUCUGCCUCCAGAGAUGCGCGCUGAGAACUUGAUGUGCUAUAUUGGGCACGAAGGUACCUACACGCCGUCUCAUCGCGAGAUGUGCGCAUCGCUGGGCCAAAACAUCAUGGUGGAUGCAUCCAAGCAGAUCAGCGAAGACGGCAAGCCUGAGCAUCCUGGAUCGUCACUCUGGUUUAUGACUGAGAUGAAGGACCGUCACCUGGUUUCGGAGUACUGGCUGUCUGUUCUUGGUCACGACAUCGAGGUGGAAAAUCACUUUGCGCAACUCAUCGCAUGGAAGAAGGCGCCCUUCACGACGUACGUCGUAGAGCAGCGCCCAGGCGACUUCAUCCUGAUUCCACCGCUAGCCCCGCAUCAAGUCUGGAACCGCGGCACUCGUACUAUGAAGAUUGCCUGGAACCGCACCACUGUCGAAACCCUCGAACUCGCCCUGACUGAAGCCCUGCCAAAUUCCAGAAUCGUGUGUCGCGAUGAGCAGUACAAGAACAAAGCCAUUGUCUACUAUACGCUGCUCAAAUACUCACAACUGAUAAAAACUGCUCGCGCUCAGGUUGAAGCUGGUGGCGAACAAGCCGAAGCAAUCCAGCAUUCGGUCAAGGUUCGACAGGUACAACGAGACUUCAAACGGCUCUUCGAUCUGUUUAAGUCAAUCAUGCUUUCGGAGAUGUUCGACCAAAAUUCCAGAGAGCAAUGCGAAUUCUUGCCGUACGACAGCAAUGUCACCUGUGCUUACUGCAGGUGUAACAUCUUCAACCGUUUCCUCAGCUGCAAGACUUGCAAAAACCUGUUCAGCGACGAGACCGAGGAUCCGUAUGAUGUCUGCAUGGAUUGUUAUUGCAUGGGUCGUAGCUGCGGUUGCCAAUCUGGCUACCAAUGGGUCGAGCAGUGGAAGUGGAAAGAUCUCGUUCACAAGUACGAAGAGUGGCGCGCCCAGAUCAUCGACAUCGACGGUCAAUUGACCGAAAAGACACCUCUGCCCCUGCAAGAAGAGCGGAGAUAUCUGGGUAAGAAGACGUUGGCACAAGUGUGCCAGGAGCAGCUGAAGAUCCGACCGUUCGUGGACAUCAAAGCUCCACAAGUCGAGGACAAUUCCGAGGACGAGGACGUGGAAGUUGAUGCCUACGGUGUCGCAAAGAAGGUUAAAAACAAGAAGUCCAAGAAGCGGCUAAGGGCACAUAAGUCUUGCCAUACCUGCCUGAAUCGACACCCUAACUGGAAGGUGGCAUUCUGCUCGAAUUGUGAUUUGGCUUUUUGUUACGGUACCUUAUUCCGAGCGCACGACAUGAUGCCUUUGGAUGUCAUGGAGCAGCACAAUUGGAAGUGCCCUCACUGUAGAAGGGUCUGCAACACAGGACACUGUCGGCGCGACCCUCGUCAGCAUCCUUACGAGCCCAAGGGCACCCUUCUCGGCCACGACACGAAGAAGGUAGCCGAUCCUCGCUCUGUCGAGUGUCUUGUUGAUUUCAGUGUGUCCAACCUCAACUGGAUACGGGAAGAGGAUGGCAUGGGUCAGAGUGCAAUGCAGCGACGCAUGCAGCAAGCCGAACAGGACCGAAUGGCAGAUCCAUCGUUGGAUCCUCGAUACAUGGACGAAGAUCCUGCAUUUUCGCGAAACGGCAUUGCAUACUCUCCAGUUGAAGAUGCGAACGGCAACGUCAAUGAUAACGGCGGCUCCAUAGAGAUCGACACAAUACAGAACGGCGAUAUUCCGCGAUUGGGACAGAAACGAGGGCGCCAGGACGAGGAUGAGGAAGACAGCCGCAAGAAGAAGAAGAAGAAGAAGAACAAGAACAAGAAAGACGAGGACCAGCCCCUCGAACCGAAGAACAUCUCUGGAAAGCAGUAUCAUAAGGAGAUGCAACGCAGGCUUUUGGACGAAGCGAAGCGUGAGGAUAGAUUCAUCCUUGUUGCUGCCAAAAUGAAGAAUAAGUCGAAGGUUGUGAAGCUAUUCCUGGACCCUCAGAUCCUGGAGAAUAUCAGCAAUCGACCAGUGCCCGAACGCCCUCAGGCUGCGAUGCGGCAGAGAACACCUGAAGAUGAAGAUGAUAUUGGCAACAUGGAUUCUAUCCUGCAAUCAGAUAUCAUGCCGAAGGCGAAUGCUGCGAGAACUAUCGAUGGCAAAGAGAAGGCAACGAAAGUGUUCCGAUACCGAGUGGAGCCUGAUGAAUCGUAUACGACAAAGAAGCGAAAUACAGAUACUGGCGGGCCUGCCAAAACUCCCGGUCGACCUCGCGGUUCGCAGCGAUACGAAGAGAUCACGCUCGACUCAGACGAAGAGCUUCUCGAUGACGACGAUGGUGCAGACGGUGCCUACCCUGGACGCAUUCGCGCACGUGCAUCGAACUGGCUCGCACGCAAGAACCAGGAUGAGGAUGAGGACCUGCCCACCGAGCUCCCAGCAGAUUUCAGGGAUGGCGACGUUCGGCCAGCACGCGAACGAGCCCGUGAAAGGGCUCGCGAACAGGCCGAGAAGAGGAAGUCAAUGCCAGCGGAACCACAGCCAGGCAUCAGACCCAAGGGCCGACCACCGAAGAAUCACAGGAACAGCACCGGCAACAUCGUUGCUGAGCCUGCGAAUGAGGAUGAAGAUGCCGCACACGAAGAGGACGAUCCAUCUAGUGAAGCACUCAUCCUUGCUCAGCAAGCUGCCGCUGCCGCUCUUGAGGCGCGACAACAAGAGGAGGAAGCUCAACGUAAAGCCGCCGAGGAAGAAGAGCGGGCAGCAGCAGUCGAGCGUGAGGUGCAGGAGAACUUGCGUGCAAAGAUGGCUCUGUUCAACUCCGACCAUGAGCCUGUAGACGACUUCCUCUAUGAUCUCGCUGCUGAGGAUCCAGUCCUAGAUGAACUAGCUUUCGACUUCGAACCUGAGCCUAUUCGCAACGGGCCACCUCAAGCUACGAACUCGCUGUUCGAUCGACCCGAGAUGGAUGGCAAGAAGACUACAUCGAAGCGCAACGGUGAGAACUCCACCACGACUACGACUACCACGUUUACGGCACCAGUGUCAACCUUCACGAGCAUCAACAAGAGGCCGCAGGCUAUUGAUCUGUCAGACUCGGAUAGUGAUGAUGAGAUCCCCGCCAGUGCGCCAGUACCUAAGAAGCCUGUUGGUCGUCCUCGUGCAGUACCAACGAGGGGUGGCAUGGUGCCGACAAGAGGUGAUGGCACGCCCAAGCGCGGCAGAGAGCGUCCAAGGGAGACAAUGUAAUUGGGUGAAACAGAUUGGUGACACAUAACUUCUGCGUAUGGGUCUUGUUGAUGUAGCAUAUAUUGCCUUCCUUGCAUCCCAGCGAGGCGCUAUGGAGAUAUUCACGGCAUCAACGAAAUUGGUGGGACUUUUCGAUUAGUAUAGCUUGGAGGAUUAGCACAAGAGUCCAGAUCCGUAGGCGAUACAAUAUCAUGUUCACUCAUGC
This is a messenger RNA of Macroventuria anomochaeta, 4380 nucleotides long. RefSeq lists its product as uncharacterized. The transcript is spliced from 2 exons. The record is from RefSeq and is a predicted model, not a curated record. The coding region runs from base 387 to 4175 and encodes 1262 amino acids. Lineage: Eukaryota; Fungi; Ascomycota; Dothideomycetes; Pleosporales; Didymellaceae.